Molecule: messenger RNA, 2805 nt
Organism: Engraulis encrasicolus (European anchovy)
Lineage: Eukaryota; Metazoa; Chordata; Actinopteri; Clupeiformes; Engraulidae
Product: solute carrier family 22 member 7-like
Exons: 17
Coding region: 25-2805 (926 amino acids)
Biological process (GO): transmembrane transport
Cellular component (GO): membrane
Molecular function (GO): transmembrane transporter activity
Source: RefSeq, a predicted model, not a curated record
UUUUGUUUGCGUCUGCAGGUCAACAUGAAGUUUGAGAGCGUCCUGGCGGAGUGUGGUGGCUUCGGCCGUUUCCAGAUCGGCCUGCUGUUCCUGCUGCUGAUCCCCCGCAUCACCCUCCCGUGUCACUUCCUGUUGAACAACUUCAUCGCCGCCACGCCGCCGCACCACUGCAGCAUCGACCAUCACCACGACAACCCCCCCUUUGGAAACCUCACGACUGAACAGCGAUGGAGCGUCAGCAUCCCAGAACAGGCAGAUGGGGGGCGCUCCUCCUGCCUCAUGUAUCCUGAGCCCCAGCUUCACCUGCUCUACAACUCCUCCAACACCACCGCACUGCCCCCUGCAGAGCCCUGCCAGAGGGGGUGGGUGUUUGACAACAGCACCUUUAAAAGCACCCUCGCCACAGAGUUUGACCUGGUCUGCAGUAAGAAAGGCCUCACCAAAGCCUCCGCCACCAUCUUCUUCGUCGGGGUGAUGUUGGGCGCCGGAUUCUUUGGCGUCCUCUCUGACAAGUACGGUCGGAGGAGUAUGCUGCUGGUGUCCUACCUCUCCUCUAUCGUGUUCAGCGUGGCCAGUGCUCUCGCCGUCAACUACGUCAUGUUCGCAGUUUUCCGCUUCCUCACCGGCUUCGCCAUCAUCGGAGUUAGCAUCAUUGCUGGCGUCAUCUGCGUGGAGUGGGCAGACAUCGAGCAUCGGACGUUCAUCGGAGUGUUUGGAAGUUUAUCCUGGACCACGGGCAACAUGAUGCUAGCAGGAUUAGCAUACGCUGUUACCGACUGGAGAAUGCUAAUACUCACCGUCACCUCACCUCUAGUACUGGCAGUUAUCACCUGGUGGUGGGUCCCUGAGUCGUCUCGAUGGCUGAUGGCGUCCGGGAGGGCGGAUCAGGCCCACUACUUCCUGCAGCGUUGCGCUACGGCUAACCGCCGCAAAGACUUCUCGACAAACGUCACGCCGGAGGUGUUAUCGGGCAUGGUAACCAUGGUAACGGUGGAGGAGCCCCAAGGCCAGAGCGUCAGCUUCCUGGAUCUCUUCAGAACGCCACGAAUGAGGAGGCUGGCAGUGCUUACCGGCAUCAUGUGGUUCGGCAUGGCGUCUACCUAUUACGGCAUCAGCCUGAAUGUGACGGGUUUCGGCCUGGACAUCUACCUCACCCAGCUGAUCUACGCCGCCAUAGAACUGCCGUCCAAGAUCUCCACAUACUUCCUCUUGAACGCCAUCGGACGCCGGUACAGCCAAUCAGGAACACUCUUGCUGACGGGGAUCUGCAUCUUUGUCACCAUUGUAACCCCAAAAAAUUUCGUGGUAUUUCGUACGGUCGUAGCCGUGUUGGGAAAAGGCGUGUCUGAAGCUUCCUUCACCACCGCACACCUGUACACUACUGAGCUCUACCCUACAGUACUGAGGCAAAAUGGCGUGGGCUACACCAACUUCAUGGGCCGCCUGGGCUCCUCCAUGUCCCCUCUCAUCAUGCUCCUGGAGGAUGUGUGGCGCCCCCUACCUGAGGUGGCCUUCUGCGGCAUGGCCAUCCUGUCCGGCGUCAUGGCCUGGUUCCUGCCCGAGACCCUCCACGCGCGCCUGCCCGAGAACAUCGAGGACGUCGAGACCCUGCACACGGGACUCUCUUCUGAGAACAUCGACGAGGACGUCGAGAAAACCGACGGCUUUCAGAAGAAAACUCAGGGAUCCAAGGCUCCGGUGCCAACGCUGGACAUCAGCUGUUCCUCGUCUGGUGAGGUCAUCCUUCAGUGUGAGCCUCAGAACAUCUCAGGGUUCUCCGUCUCCUGGUUCCAGAACAACACAGAGAUGAAGGAGAAGAUUAACCCUUUAAAGCUCAAUACCUCUGAGGAGCACGGCCCGUACUCAUGCAGACUGACCAAUGAGGAGUUUGACAAGGAUACGGAGGACAGCACAGCGGUCAUGGCGUCGUGUGCAGACGAAUGUAUAAAUGCAUUAGAAGGACGUAACUACACCAUUGAGAUGGCUUCACCUGAGGAGGAAGGAGACGAUGUUGUUUGGAAAAACAACGAAGACAAAGUUGUUUACCACAGGCAGAAUGGAAGCGUAAUCAUGGGAGACGAUGAAGACGUAGACGAAACCGGCUCCCUUUACCUGGCGAAUGUUAACCCUUCGAUGUCUGGCAUGUACACCGCUGAGCAGCAUGUUAACGAUGGGAGACUGAUUAAGAUAACGAUGAGGGAACUCUGCGUUAUCCCCAAAGCUCCGGUUCCAAAGCUGUUCGUGACCUGUUCCUCAUCGGGGGCCGUCCUUAAGUGUGACCAUGACAACGUCCCAGGGUUCUCCCUCUCCUGGAUCCACAACAACGCAGAGAUGCCGGAGAACGAUGAAAACCCCUUACACCUCACAGAGCUCAGAGAAAACAAGUACAGGUGCAGGCUGACCAGCGAUGUGUUUCAGGACUACAAGGAGGACAGCAAUGAAGUUAGUCCUACUAUAGCAUGCCCAGGUCCUGCAGGUCCUCCAGCCGGCUUGUCAGUAGAGGUGCAGUGGAUCCUCAUCAGUGCUGCUGUUCUGGUGGUCAUCAUCAUACUGACUACUGUCAUCAGCUGCAAAUACUGUCGCCGCAAGAACAGAAGGCCAGAUUUCCAAAUGCCACAGGACACCACCACUGCAGAGAUGACGCCCCCGGCAGGACUGCCCCUAGCCCAGUACCCUGAGAGGCCCCCCAUCCUGACCGGACUCCCCCUAGCCGAGUACCCUACCACCCAGGAGGAGGAGCCGACCCCAACCGCCAGCUACACGUACCACACAUCAGACACCAGCAGCUGCAGCAGCAACUACUAG